GGGCCGCCGCGGCUGACGGGGAUCCCGGGCGCCCUAACCAGGAACGUCCCGCUCUGGCGGCGGCGGGCGGGUGCAGCAGGGCCGUGAGGGGACGGGGAGCGCCAGGUGUCCCGAGCAUCGCUAUCGCAGGGAGCGGCCGCGGGGGGAAGCCGCCUUUCCAAAACCCGCUCCGGCCAAAAAGUUGUUGGAAGGGCACACAGAGAUGGUGCAGGCAUGCUGAGAGAGAAAGAAACUCGAGGGGAAGUGUUUUUGCACACUUUAUCCUCAGUCAGAGGCUAGGGAAGAGCUAAGUUAUGUUUUUUUUCAAAGUAUGGCCCAGUAAUGUCUUUAAUUAUGUUCCUAGGAAAGUACAGAUAAAAAUGGAAAAAAGGCAUCUUUCCAGACUGACGGUGCUGCUUAAUGCCACAGCAGCCAUGCAGAUGGAAGCAUUACUGCUUGGUGUUGUCCUCUUUGGUGUGCCCACAGGCAAUUUACUGCCCCUUCACUUGCCCAUCUAAAAUAUGCAGUUUCCUGCAUACUACAGGUUUGCACGCUCUGACCAUGAGCAGCAAUUCCUCCCUCAGCAAUGGGAAGGGCCUGAGGAACCUGACCACUGAGGAAGAUGGGGCAGUCAGAGUCACCGAAUCCAUUGCUAUAAUUGUCAUUGCCAUCUUCAUCUGUUUGGGCAACCUGGUGAUUGUUGUCACCCUGUAUCGCAAGUCGUACCUUCUCACCUUGAGCAACAAGUUUGUGUUCAGCCUGACCCUCUCCAACUUUCUACUCUCCGUGCUGGUGCUGCCUUUUGUCGUGACCAGCUCCAUCAGGCGAGAAUGGAUCUUCGGCGUUGUUUGGUGCAAUUUCUCAGCCCUGCUCUACAUGCUGAUCAGCUCAGCCAGCAUGCUCACUCUGGGACUCAUAGCUAUAGACCGGUACUACGCUGUGCUGUACCCUAUGGUUUAUCCAAUGAAGAUAACGGGCAACAGAGCAGUGGUAGCUCUUGUGUACGUCUGGCUGCAUUCCCUUAUUGGCUGCCUCCCUCCCCUUUUUGGCUGGUCCUCUUUGGAAUUUGACCAAUUCAAGUGGAUGUGCGUGGCAGCCUGGCACAAGGAGGCUGCCUACACGGCCUUUUGGCAGAUCUGGUGCGCGCUGCUGCCGUUCAUGGUCAUGAUGAUCUGCUACGGAUUCAUAUUCCGUGUGGCAAGGAUUAAGGCCCGCAAAAUCCACUGUGGGACUGUUGUCAUUGUGGAGGAGGACUCGCAGAGGAAUGGGAGGAAGAACUCCAGCACUUCCACGUCCUCCUCUGGCAGCCGAAGGAACGCUUUCCAAGGGGUUGUUUACUCAGCCAACCAGUGCAAAGCUUUCAUAACCAUCUUGGUUGUCAUCGGGGCUUUCGUCAUUACGUGGGGACCUUACAUGGUAGUAAUAACAUCAGAGGCACUUUGGGGUAAAAACAGUAUUUCCCCUGCUUUGGAGACAUUGGCUACAUGGCUGUCCUUUUCCAGUGCCAUUUGCCAUCCGCUAAUUUAUGGGCUGUGGAACAAGACCGUGCGCAAGGAGCUCCUGGGAAUGUGCUUUGGGGAUCGGUAUUACCGCAAGUCCUUUGUUCAGCGGCACAGGACAUCGAGGCUCUUCAGCAUUUCCAACAGGAUCACAGAUUUGGGACUAUCUCCUCAUCUUACUGCCAUCAUGGCAGGUGGGAGGCCACUGGGAAACAGCAACAGCACAGGAGACACAGGUUUCAGCUGCUCACAGGAUUCAGGAACAGAUACAAUGCUUCUUGAAGAUUAUAGCUCAGAUGGCCCUCAUGCCCCACACUGCAUCUGUCCCCCUCGAAGGAGGAGUUCAGUGACAUUUGAAGAUGAAGUGGAACAAAUUAAAGAGGCUGCAAAGAAUUCUGUUCUUCAUGUAAAAGCUGAAGUCCAUAAAUCUCUGGACAGUUAUGCAGCCAGUCUGGCCCGAGCUAUAGAAGCUGAUGUGAAACUGAGCCUUUUUGGGGAAGAUGCUUUACCAGGAGCCCCAUUCCCCUCGUGGACUCUGGCAGGAAGCAGUGGGAACACCCGGCGUGGUGCCAGGCCCCAUGCCAGCCAAAGACAGAAGCUGCAGAGCAUCGAUGAAGGGAACAUUUGACAGGAGCACUGGAGUAGGAAAACAGAAUGAAACCACUAAGCAGGGCCUACUGCAGCUGGUAGUGUUUCACCAGAACCAGGACACCUUGUUGGGAUGUUUCCACUGUUUUUUCAACACCUGGAAACAGCUGUGUUCCAGUACUUGCAUUAGUGUUUUACAGCAGUGUUUGUUUACUGGUUGGGGUGCUACUGACUCUUCUGCCACGUCAUUAUCACACAGUGCAUAGGAAUGCAGGGCUUGGUUUCAUUGACCACAUCAUUAGUCAGUUGAAUCUUGGGCCCAUUGGCCAAGUUGGUACAGGAACAAAACAGAAAAGGUAUGUGCAGUGUUUAAUUCAUUGUUACAUCCAUCCUCUUCUGACCAUCAGGAUAGUCAGUUGAUACUUGACAGCUGGAGUGCUCUGAUAGGAGCUUGUGCAUUGGAUAAGACAUAAAGCCUUACUCCCAGCUGAGCAAUGCGGACUUCACUAAGGACAAAACCUGAACUUUUCAGAGAGCUCAUGCAGAUUAUGGUCCUACUUGACCUUUGCUGGGGGAUAUUUCUGUCUGUUCAGCCAUCAGAAUGCCAGAUCUGACAUUGGACUGUGCUUUGCUUCAGCAGCAUGGAUACCAGCUCCUCUGGAUGUAAUGAAUGGGAGUAAACAUGUGCUGGGAACAGCACAGAGAUGGGAUUUGAGGAACUCAUUAGUGUAGAAUUCUUAGUUUCUCCGAGAACUUCAGCUCAUGUUUUGCUGUUAUUAAAAGAACACUCUGUGGCUGUGCUAAAGUUGACAGAAUAUAAAUAAGAUAGUACCAUUUCAUAUUCAGGAUUCAUCUUCUAGAGAAAAGAGAGUUAGCUGGGUUUUUUUUUUUAAUCAUGAGGGAAUGUAGUAUUUAAGCUGUAGUUACCUCAGUGCUUCCAUUUCUUGGAGUAUUAAUUCAUUAAUCUCAAAAAUAAGAACAUUUGGCACUUAUAUUGCACUUUGCAUGUUCUUAAGCACUCUACAGACAUUACCUUGUUGGGCCUUUGUGAGAGGGUUGAUCAGCCCUGCUUGCCAAAGAAGUGGAACUCAGCACAGCCAAGCUGCUGGCAGUGAAACAAGCUCCAAAGGUGGCAAGUUUUGUAAGGAAAAGAGGGAUGAGGUGGAUCAUUCGAGAAUAUCAAGCUUGAGGAACCUUUCUGUGCCUUCGUGGGCUAUCCCCUUCCUUACUUUGAGGGGGUUAAAUCCCUGCCUUACCGUGUAUUUCAAAGAGGAGACAUAAGUGAGCAGGAUCAUUCUUUGGGGGUGGAUGUCAGUAGCAAAUGGAGUUAAGGACUAAGGGUUUGCAUUUGUUUGCUCUGUGUCUGCUCCCCUGUGCCUCUACCUUUCCUCAAAAGUGCUUUGUAUGAGGUUUUGCUGCAGAUUGUUUGGAAACCAGGAGCAGGAUGUUUCCAUCUGGGCAAAACAGGGUGUACACUCAUUAAGUUUUGUCUUUGUGUGACUUAUUCAGAGGCACAGAAGCAAAGUGUUGUGAGGCAGAGCCUCGGUCCAGUACUGUAUUUAGACAUCCUAUUUGUCUUUGUUCCUGACUCAGAGAUGUAUUUCAGCACAAGCUUAUGUCCAUCUCUGGACAAAGCAACUUGACUUUCUGAACUAGCCUGAAUCCCAUAGCGUUCCCAUGUAAAAUAUAACUGCAUGCUUAAAAUUCAGUACAUGGUUUGCUGAUUUAAGAACAGGCUGUUAGCCUUAAGCAAGAACACUUAAGCUCCAGAAAGAUGGCUCUUAGCAUAAUGCAGGAAUAAAUCAAUUAAUAACAGGGAGGUUCUAAAUCCUGCAUUUUUUACUUCUAAUGUGUUAGAGAGAUUGCACCUGUGGGCGCUCAUUAUGAAAAAAAGAACCAAAAAUCCCAGUAUUUGCCGGGAAACGCCCUGCAGCGAGGUUAUUACUGCUGUCGUUAACAUUACAAUCACAGUCGCGGGUAGUACUCAACACUCCUUAAGCUGUACACUUGCCUGGAAGUAUCUCGCGUGCUCCCUUUUAUUCCGUACUCCUGCUUGAAACAAGUUGAGCAGAGCCGUUGCUGAAUGUCAGAAGGGCACACACGAGUAUGAAUGCAUUGUGGAGUAGUAGGUGCUGGCCCAAAACGCUGUGUUUAGGAGAAGAAAUUCCAAGGCACGCGUGGAAGCACAAAAUCCAUAGUGUUGUGUAAAAAGCACGUUUUUCACACAGGUACUGAGACAAAUGCAGCCUUCAAGCAGGUCAAGGGGGUUGCAAGUUUACACCAUAGCUGAAUUUGGCUGCCAGUGUUAAUGUCACUAAUCUGUUAUUUAGUGUAAAUAUUGUUCAUAUUUUUGUACACACGUUAUAACCCUUCCAUAAUUCUGUUAUUACCAGAGUCGUUCUCUCACUUGAGUUGUCAUUAACAAAAGCAGUAAUUCAGAAAUAUACACGUUUUGUAAAACUGUAUUUCCCGUCUUAAAUACAGAAGAGAAAAAACCCAACUUACUUCCA
Molecule: messenger RNA, 4576 nt
Organism: Vidua chalybeata
Lineage: Eukaryota; Metazoa; Chordata; Aves; Passeriformes; Viduidae
Gene: GPR161
Product: G protein-coupled receptor 161
Exons: 8
Coding region: 400-2106 (568 amino acids)
Biological process (GO): G protein-coupled receptor signaling pathway
Cellular component (GO): recycling endosome; membrane
Molecular function (GO): G protein-coupled receptor activity
Source: RefSeq, a predicted model, not a curated record